Molecule: messenger RNA, 3625 nt
Organism: Labrus mixtus (cuckoo wrasse)
Lineage: Eukaryota; Metazoa; Chordata; Actinopteri; Labriformes; Labridae
Product: protein FAM163A-like
Exons: 5
Coding region: 458-928 (156 amino acids)
Source: RefSeq, a predicted model, not a curated record
GAUUUCCCACAGGCCUACCUCACUGGCACCGGGUUGUGAGUGAACCGGCGGGAAGACGAGGAUAAACCGACGGCGGAUAAUGACAUGAUGGUUCCGGUGUAGCGCGAGCACAGGGGGGUGGGGAGCUCCGGGCGUCUUUAAUGAGCGGUGCUGGAGAGGAAAUCAACGGACUUUAUUGUGUGUGGAACCACGACUCUGAACACACCGCAGUAAUUAAAAAGACAAACGGUCUCUCGUACCGGUUGCUGAGAUUUCCUUCAGUCUGAAAGCUCUCCCCGGAGGCUUCGCUGGACAGUCGAGGAUGAUGUCCCUCAGAUGGUGACUUGUGCAGGAGCUUCAGAGAGAGGAGGUUUUGAGAGUAAAACUCAUCAGGGCUGUCUGGGUUUCCUACCUUCUCUCACUCCUCUGCCUCUGCAUCUCCAGCUGUCUUCUAAUGGUUUGAUGGAGAGCUGGUCGAAUGUCAGCCGGAACUGUUGUUAUAUCCGGAGGAAUUCUCGCCGGAGUGAUACUGCUGUGCAUUGUGGCAGUGCUCUGUUACUGUAGACUCCAGUAUUAUUGCUGUAAGAAGAAUGAUUCGGAGGUGGACGCGGGCCCUGCAGUCGGACCGGACCCUCUUUCUCAUUUUCCCUGCAAUGCCUGUGACAUCCUCGCCAUGGAUGGCGCUGCUAUCACCCCCGUCUCUCUGGAUCAGCUGGACUCGGGUUCUCACCACAACCACUGCCCCACAUGUUCCCCAUACUCGGUCCGCUCUGGACGUACAAAUGACAUGCGCAACGGAGGGGAGCGGCUCGGCUUCCACACCUACUACGAGAACCCAGCUGUCUCUCUUCCCCUGUCCACCAACCCGCAGGGAUCCCCCCAUUUGAGCUACAUCGGCCACAAGGACAUGUUUCCUCCACCGCCACGACCCUACAGCACCCAGGUCUGACCUUUGCGCCAACAUAAAGACACACACACUCUGACUUGCACACAUUUAAACAUUUAGCCCAUGUCCUAUUGUUUGGGACCCCAAUCAGGUGAUGGAUUACAAUACAGCACAAUUACACAGUUGCCUACAUUGAUGUACAUCCUCAUACCUGUCACAACAUCCAGGCUCAUUUAUCCACAGGAGUGACCCAUAAACUGAGCCCACUGAAAGCGCACUCUGUGUGGGCAGUAAACCCUUGGACUAAGCCCAUGUGGAUCUGCAGAGAGCAGCACAGACAGUGAUUUAUUCACAGCCAUUUUCUGCAAAACCUUAGUUUGUCUGACACUGAGCGGAAUCAAAUGUGGUACAAAUAUGUCGUGUGGUAAUUAAGUUGUGAAUUUAACACUGAAGCAACAUUAAGAGUUAGUUUGAACUCGAUACUGUACAUGUAGUCGGGUGAAAAAAACGUCCUCCAGUGCUUUGGAAGUAUUGUCACAGUCGGUGCUAGGGAUGCGAUUUUUGAACACGUCCAACAAUCUGUGUUAAUGAUCACAUUCAAAUGAAUCAUUGAAACAUCAGAAAAUAAUUAACACGCUUAUUUUUUACCAUUUAAUAUUAUUAUUGAUAUGAUGAAUAAACACUGUUUAUGUGCCACGACACAACACAGAUGAAUAAAUAUGAUAUUCAUUAGAAAAACAUUUGAGUUAUGAAUUUAAAAAAUACAUAAAUAAAACAGCCUCAUAAAUCAUCCUUUGAGGAUUGUCUUCAGUGAUUAACAAUAUAAUUCAGUUCUUAUCAGAACUAAUGUUCUUCUAGAAGAAACCCAAAUUUAAACUUUAUUAAUCUUUCAUUCUCAGUAAACAGGCUGUUUGACUGUAUGUUUGCCUGUUCACAUUUGUUCUGCUAAUCUGCGAAAUGUCUCAAUAAUCGAGAAAUGAUUCCUGCUUAAAUGAUUCUAAAUGAUCAGAUAAAUAAAUUCAUAUGCCUUUUAUAAGAUCAUCUCCAUACCCUGGCUGCAUGACACCGAUAAUUAUUUUCUCUCUAACGUCAAAUACAACUUAGAAGUGUUUGACCUGAGAGUCAGCAAUCAACCACCAUCUCCGUUUUAGUUUCUGUUUCUCUUUCAUGCAUUGUACUCCCCCUCCCCCCCCCCAAAAAAAACACACACAAACCUUCUCUCAUUAAAUCCAAGUUUCAAGUGCUAGCCCCCUCCCCCUCCCCACAGUUUACUGUUCAUGAGGGCUAACAGUUUUUCGAUUAGGUGUUGUUGUUACAGAAACUAGUGAUGGAGCUUAAUUGUGUUUUUGGAGGCUUUUCUGAGUGAAGGCAUGAAGGAGAAAUUAAAGCAGUAUUUGAGCAACUCGCAAUUUUGAAAUGGGCCAAGUUUUGUACCAAAACUGUCGCUUUAAUUUUCACAAGGGCUGGGAAUCUUUGGGUGUCUUGACGUUUCGAUUCAAUUUCGAUUCUUGGGCUCACGAUUUGAUUCAGAAUCUAUGUUCGAUUCAAAACGAUUCUGGAUUCAUGAUUCAAAGUCUAUUUUUGAAUUAGUACAUACUUCACAAUCUACUCCAGUCAUCUGUGAGACUGGCUGAAUGCCUUGCUGCUCCAUUUGCUAUUCUACUGAGUUAAAGAGCUAGCCUUAGCACUUAGCAGGGAGUGACUGAUUAGCCAAAAAUAUAUAUAUAAAUCGAUUUUUGGAAGUUAUGAAUAAAAAUUUUAGAAGAUAAGAAUCUCGAUUUUUACAUAAAUCGAUUUUUUUCCCCACCUCUGAUUUUCACUCCUGGUGAAAAUGAAACUAAACCGGCUCUGUAUUGUCUUCCAUAUAAGUUGAAGACUUAUAUGAACAGGACAGACAACAUUCUUUAGCUGUGUCGUCAUCAGACAUGCUAUACUUACCAUCACACCAUUCUGUGUUGAUCUCGAUGCUUGAGUUUUAGAACUUAUAAGCCAUUAUAUCUGCAAUAUUUAGUACGGUAACGAAGAUGCAGUGUUUAUCCACAAUAUAUGCUUGAAUGAAUCUAUAUAUUUUCAGGAGUAAUCGUAGUUUUUUGUGAGGGCUGUUAGAGUUUCAAUUUUACAGAGUUUAUGCUGAAUGUGGGUUUUCCAGACUCUUCACUUCUCCUUUCAUCGUAAUUAUUUGUCUGCUUCUCUGAAAGUUAUUUAAACAGAACCAGAAGAACGCGAUGAGAAGUGAAUGGAAACGUGCAUUUGGAACUGAAGAUUUACUAUUUAAUAAUUUAAUAUAACAGAUUUUAAACCAGUAAAAAUACAUAUAUGAGACACCUCUUAAAGUAUAAUAGAGUAUAAUGUUACAUCACAUUGUUGCCACUGAGCCGUGAGCCUUUGUUUCCUCACCUCACAGAGAUAUGUAUUGAAAACUAAACCUGAACAUUACCUUAUUUUGUUUAAUUAGAUGUCCACUCAGCGUUGGUGUUAAAUAUCCUCACUUAACAAAUGUGGUCCACAUGGUGAAAGUUUUUUUUUUUUUUUUUUUUGAUCUUUGUGUUCACCGGAUCUGUGCUGACCAGUUUGAGCACAACAUGUCAUUUUCUGCUUCUCUUCCUGCUUCUGAUUGUUGAAAUUGGAAUAUUUUCAGAUUGUAUGAAACUCAUUAAGUUUUGGUACCCUGAUACAGAACAGUGUGGGGGAAAAAUCAUCUAAGUUUCACAUGAAUGUUCCUUUUUUUUAAGGAGGAAUAAAUGUUUCUAUCUGCCUGGA